Arctia plantaginis is the source of this 687-nucleotide messenger RNA. The record is from the annotation of a GenBank genome assembly. NCBI's taxonomy places the organism in Eukaryota, Metazoa, Arthropoda, Insecta, Lepidoptera, Erebidae.
AUGAGAAUAAAACCAACAUUAGCAGAUAUUUUUUCUGCUAAUGUUGGUUCUAUAAAGACUGAGCUUGCAGAACUGACUUUGCAGAGAAUUCGAGGAGUGAAGAAACUAGCCUUUUUCCAGGCGUUUUUAAUGAUUAUGAUACCUUAUGAGCUUGAGCUUUUUGGGAUAACGCUUUUCGACAUGGCUUUGAGCGUUGCACUACCUCUAGUAGGCUUGGAGACAGAGAAUUUUAACUCGUACAGUUCAUUCGGGCAUAUCAUCGACAUAGCGGGCCUAUCUCAGUCUCAAACAAGCCCCAGUCCGUCUGUCUCCAGCGAAUCUAGCGGUAUCGGGUCGCUGGGAUCUCUAAAAUCAGAAUCGGUGAACAGUGACUCCUUGCCAUCUAGUCCUCAGACAACAGAGAAGAAAAUAUUCGAACCAGUUGUGCAACCCCAGCCACGUCCAAAGGAGAAGAAAGCUGACGAUGUCAAAAUCGCUUAUGGAGGGCGUGAUGUCCUCAACCUGAUGGGCAAUCUCACAGAUCCGCGGUGGAGCUACCGCCCCACUGUUCUUCCACCAAAUAACCCAGCGCUGUUCUUCGCCAACCGCUCCCAGUAUCACCGGUUGGGCCCGUAUGGAACUCGCACACAUUUUUGCUGUUCCGGCUUCCUCCGUGAACUUCCAGUCCAGGCUGUUCUUUUGAAAUGA